CCCGCCGCCAGGAGAUGGAGUUCGACUGCGAGGGUCUGAGACGGCUGCUGGGCAAGUACAAGUUCAGGGAUCUAACUGUGGAAGAACUAAAGAACGUAAAUAUGUUUUUCCCACAUUUCAGAUAUUCCAUGGACACCUAUGUUUUCAAAGAUAGUUCGCAGAAAGACUUGCUGAAUUUCACUGGUACUAUUCCUGUGAUGUAUCAUGGUAAUACAUAUAACAUACCAAUUCGUUUGUGGAUUUUGGAUUCUCACCCUUUUGCUCCCCCCAUUUGCUUCUUAAAGCCAACUGCAAAUAUGGGAAUCUCAGUUGGAAAACAUGUGGAUGCUCAAGGCAGAAUAUACUUGCCCUACCUCCAAAACUGGAGCCAUCCUAAAUCUGUCAUUGUAGGAUUAAUUAAAGAAAUGAUUGCCAAGUUUCAAGAGGAACUUCCCCUGUAUUCUCUAUCAUCAUCUGAUGAGGCACGGCAGGUGGACUUGCUAGCCUAUAUUGCAAAAAUCACUGAAGGUGUCUCAAACAUAAAUUCAAAGAACUGGGCAAAUCAUGAGAAUAAAACAGUAAAGAAAAUUACUGUGGUUGGAGGUGGAGAAUUGGGAGUUGCCUGCACAUUAGCAAUUUCAGCAAAGGGCAUUGCAGACAGACUUGUCCUCUUAGACCUCUCAGAAGGGACUAAAGGAGGGAUGAUGGACCUUGAGAUCUUCAACCUGCCUAAUGUGGAGAUCAGCAAAGAUUUGUCUGCCUCUGCUCAUUCCAAAGUGGUCAUCUUUACCGUUAACUCUGUGGGUAGUUCUCAGUCCUACCUUGAUGUGGUGCAGAGAAAUGUGGAUAUGUUCAGAGCCCUUGUCCCAGCUCUGGGACAUUAUAGUCAACACAGUGUCAUGCUUGUUGCAUCUCAACCAGUGGAGAUCAUGACUUAUGUGACAUGGAAACUGAGUGCAUUUCCUGCAAAUCGAGUAAUUGGAAUUGGAUGCAAUCUGGACUCACAGAGGUUACAGUAUAUUAUUACAAAUGUUUUAAAGGCAGAGACUUCAGGAAAACCAGUAUGGGUUAUUGGUGAGCAGGGAGAAGACAAAGUUACCAAAUGGGGUGGCCAAGAAGUCAUGAGUCAUAACUCUCAGGUGCAGCUGUCCAGCAGAGCCAUGGAACUAUUAAAGGUAAAAGGUCAAAGAUCCUGGUCUGUUGGACUAUCAGUAGCUGACCUGGUUGACAGUCUUAUAAAUGAUAGAAAGAAAGUGCAUUCUGUAUCAACUUUAGCAAAGGGAUAUUAUGAUAUAAAUAGUGAAGUGUUUUUAAGUUUGCCUUGCAUCCUUGGAACCAGUGGGGUAUCUGAAGUCAUCAAAAGCACAGUGCAAGAAGACAGAGUGACUGAGAAACUCCAGAGCAGCGCCUCCACACUCCAUGAUCUCCAACAACAGUUAAAACUUUAAGUCCAAAGUUCACAGCUACCUGGAGGGAAAGGUCAUUUAAUUUUGCCAACAUAUAUAGGGCUGAGAAUUUCUGUAUCUUAUUACUUAUCCUUACAAACUGCUUGGUUAAGGUAGAUGGUUUCUUGGUUGCUUUUGUAAUUUGAAUUCUUAGGGAGUUGGAUAAGGAGGGGAAAAAUCUGAUUCUCUUUGUCAUUCUUUAUAUAACUAUAUCAUUUUUUUAAACCUAUAGCAGAGAUGAACUUUAUCUGCAAAAUGCAUCAUGUAAAAUUAUGUAUCCUCAACUAAAAGCACAUUCAGCACUUUGGGAAUAUUUUGAAAGUGAUACAUUUUUAGAAGAAAAGUACUCUUCAGCUGUUACAGUAAACAUGCUAAGCCAAAGGCUCAGUAUGGAUUUGCCAAAUCUGUGCUAAGUAUACAGUCAAAGGAUCCACAAUUUAAGGUAUAAAAAUAAAGUUGGUAGUAAUGGUAAUAAAGCAUUUUGUUUUCCUUCUUCAAUUAAUUAGCUACCAAACAAUGGAAAAGAAUUUUACAUGUACUUUAAAAUAGUAAAAGGGAAAGUGAAUUUUUUUUAAAUAUAUGAAGAAAAAUUAUAGUUUACCUUCCAGUGGAAAAUUUCAAAUUUCUUUUUGAAAUUUUCUAUAACCUGUUUCUGGGCUAUCAGAUCUCUAACACCUCAUAAAUUCACUGUAAUAUUAGAAUCAUAGAGAAAUGUGUAUUUUCAGUGAAAAUAGAUGGUGAAUGAAAGCCAAGCAGUUUACUUUUAAGCUAAAAUAUGAGGCUGUCAUAAAAGCCAUUGGUUUUAAAGGGGGAGAGGUUGGAUGGACUGAUUAUUCUGAGGAGAUCCUUUAACAAUUCCUAAAGAAACUAUCAGAGUACAUACCCUUUGGUGAUGGUUCAAUAACAGUAUCUUCAUAUGUGAAAGAAGGCAUAUUAUUACUGAGGUGGCAUACAACUAAUAGUAACAACCAACAUCAACACUUGAUGUUUCAGGCAGUGUGAUGAGCACUUUAUUAUUUUGUUGAAUACUCACUGUAACCCAUUGAGGUGAGAAUUAUCAUCCUCAUUUUACAGAGGAGAAAACUGAGCUUUAGUGACCAAGAUCUCAUGGAUAAAGGGCACUUAUCCAUACAACCUCUACUUUUUCUAAGUGCUAGUAGAGGGAAAAGGCCUAAUAGCCAAAAUAGUCACCACAGGCCCCUAAUGCUGGGGUUCUGUACUUUUCCAUUCUCAUGCAGGAGCUGACUCCCCACCCCCCAACGUAGAUUUUAGAAAGAUUGA
Messenger RNA from Eptesicus fuscus (big brown bat), 2705 nucleotides. RefSeq names its product UEV and lactate/malate dehyrogenase domains (gene UEVLD). Gene Ontology annotation, cellular component: ESCRT I complex. Gene Ontology annotation, molecular function: ubiquitin binding; oxidoreductase activity, acting on the CH-OH group of donors, NAD or NADP as acceptor. Gene Ontology annotation, biological process: protein modification process; protein transport; carboxylic acid metabolic process. The coding region runs from base 15 to 1427 and encodes 470 amino acids. The transcript has 12 exons. NCBI's taxonomy places the organism in Eukaryota, Metazoa, Chordata, Mammalia, Chiroptera, Vespertilionidae. The record is from RefSeq and is a predicted model, not a curated record.